Molecule: messenger RNA, 2450 nt
Organism: Ixodes scapularis (black-legged tick)
Lineage: Eukaryota; Metazoa; Arthropoda; Arachnida; Ixodida; Ixodidae
Product: zinc finger protein on ecdysone puffs
Exons: 12
Coding region: 86-1948 (620 amino acids)
Cellular component (GO): nucleus
Source: RefSeq, a predicted model, not a curated record
GUGUUGGCGGUGUUGGUGCCGUGUGCAACGCCGGUGUCUAGCUUGCUUUGGAACGCUGUGAAGUUACGUCGCAGGAAAUUGUAUCAUGUCACGGAGGUCGGCGCCCGAUAGCCCCUGGCAGAACGGGGUGCCGCCGUUUGGUCUCGGCCAGCAGUUCAGUCCGAUGAUGAAUGUUAGCCCCGUGUGGGGCCAGGCUAACCUCCCCUUCAUGGGCGGCGGGAACAUGAUGUCCCCCGACAUGAUGAGGUUCGGAGGCAACGUUUCCUCUCGUUCAAACUUUAGACGCUACUACGACCAGCCGGACAACCGCUACAGAGGCCAGCAGAGAAACCGCGGUGGCGGCGGUUAUGGGGACAACAAUGGCCGCUACGGCAGGAACCAGCAGAACAGCGGCCGCGGAGAAAGCAGGAAGCGCUUCGCUAACCGCGGAGACGGCGACCGCUCGCCACCGGCCAAGCGACCCAACCUGAGCAAGAAGGAGGCGCCCAAGAAGGUGGAGAAGGCCAAGCAGAAGGUUGAGGGUGACGAGGCGGAAGAAGCCGUGCCUCGGGAGGAGGAAGAGGAAGAGCUGUACGACCCCGCAGAGCCCACCAACGACGCCGCGGAGGCGGCCACCAACGGAGACGCCGAAAAAGAUGGCGUCGCAGCAGAUGAGGAGCCGUCUUGCCAGGAAUCGGAAGGCAAGGAGAGCGAGGCGGCAGCCGAUUCUGCCGCGGUGAAUGAUGAGGGAGGGGCCGACGGCGAGGCCGAGCAGGCCAGGGAGGAGGGAGGCGAAGGAGACGAGGCGGCACCCAAGGCCAAGGAGCCGGUCAAGGCUGCUGCCAGUGCCGAAACGACAGAAGCAGAUGGGACGGAGGUAUCCGUUGGUGCUAGCCCAAGUCCAGAGAAGGCAGAGGAGGCCACCCCAGCAGCCAAGCCCAGUGCCACCCCCUCCAAGGCUGCCGAGGGUAAGGUGCCCGUCAAGACCCCCGAGGGCAAAGCGUCAACCGCCAAGACUCCUCCGGCUGCCAAGACCCCUCAGCCUGGACAGAAGGGACCGUCCAGGCCCGCCAGCGAGGCCAGCGCCAAGUCCGACAGCAGGAGGGAGCAGGAGUCCAAGGGUUACCAGAAGAAGGGCAGCCAGCGUGGCAAGGGCUGGUGCACCGUCUGCGAGCUCCACUUUGUCGGCAGCUUCCUGGACCACAGGAGGGCAGAGGACCACAAGAUCAAAAGAGACGAAAAGUACCCCAAGUGCCACCCCUGCAGCAUGGGUUUCAACAACAAAAAGCAGUUCGAACUGCACUGUGCUGGAGACUUCCAUCGUAAGAACGUGGAGGUGCUUGAUAACGAAGUCGACGAGACUGCUGGACCGCUAGGAGAGGAGUAUCUGGAGGAAGCUGCUGCAUUCUUCUGCACCCUGUGCAAGUUGUUGCUCAAGGCCGACAUGAAGACGAUGCAUUGCCGCACCCAGGGCCACUACCGCAGACACAGGGACCUGAAGCGCAAGGAGGAGGCAGCCCUGAAGGCCCAGCAGGCCAAGGAGGAGGCUGAGAAAAAGCAGAAGGAGGAAGAGGAGGAGGAGGACGUGAGCCAGAUGGCCUUCACCAUCACGGAUGAGAUUGUGAGCGACGACGAGGGCAAGGCCGACGCUGGUGCCCCGACAGACAAGGCCCCUGCCGCGGAGGCACCAGAAGCCCCCGUGGAACCAGAGAAGGAGGAGGAACGAACUGUCCAGCCCCCCGUGGAAGAGAACAAGGAGGAGGAGAAGGAGCCAGAGACAAACGAGCAAAGAGAGGAUGAGGCCUCCGAAACCAUGGACACCGGUGAAGCCGGGCAGAAAGAAGCCGCACCUACGGAAGAAGCACCUCCCGCAAAGAAAGAGAACGUCGCGGAACCUGCGGCGAACUCGAAGGUUGCGGUCCGCGGUCGUGGGAGGGGCAAGGUGACCAGGGGGGGACGCAAGAAGUAGGUCCGGGGACGGAGGGGGUUACAGGACCUGGGAUGCGAGGCUGGGUAGAGUGGUACAGAGCGAGAGCCCCCGCAACUUCCAGUGCACUUUGGUGGGGGCACCGUUGCCACAUGUACUUUUUUUUUUUCCUUAGGCAAAGGAAGAUAUUGAGAUAAAAGGCCCAAGGUCUCUCACUCCUCCAUUCAUUUUUUUCUUGCAUUUGGGAGAGGCAUGAAUGGUUUAACGGUGUUGCUUUUUUUCUCUCCUCAUCAGCAACUUUGUUAACUCUUGAUGCACUAAAAUAUAUAUUUUUUUGCAUUGGUAAAUUGCUAGCACUCGGUCCUAAUGGGGCAUUUGGGGUAAAAGGACCAGCCGGACCUCCUUCGGUUUCACUUUAAGAACUCAUAGAAGGUUUUUUGUUAUGUAAAUAUGUUCAUGUUUCAGUGUUGCCCACAAUAUCUGCUGUAUCUGCUCAUUGCUGCAAUUUCUUGUGUGAAAUAAAGUCUAUGUGUCACAUUGGUCA